GUAAAUAAAAAACCUCCCAAAAGAAACUCAAGUCAGAAUGUAGAAGACCCGAGGACCGAUACCAUCGAGGAUUUGGGUUUAAAGCGUAUUUUCUCCUAACAACUGGAACAGAUCUAACCGUGCACCAGAAUGCGUGUGCUGUUUGCUCUGGGGCUCCCGGUGUCGCUGCUGCUGCACGUGUCCACCUGUCUGCUCCUGGGAGCCUUCAACAUCAGGUCCUUUGGGGACAAGAAAUCGUCCAACACAACUCUGAUGGACAUCAUUAGCACGAUUGUUCACCGGUAUGAUGUCAUUCUGAUCCAGGAAGUCAGAGACAACGAUCUGUCUGCAACUAAGAAGCUGAUGGCCCGCGUCAACAAAGAUGCUCGUGUGUUCGGCUACGUAGUCAGCGAGCCUCUGGGUCGCAGCACCUACAAGGAGAGGUACCUGUUUCUCUACAGGGAGGAGAGGGUGGCGGCGGUGAAACACUACACCUACGACGACGGAUGUGAAGCUUGUGGGACGGACACCUUCAGCAGAGAACCGUUUAUCGUCAUGUUUUCCUCCAAAUACACCACUGUGGAGACCUUCGUCCUGAUCCCUCAGCACACCUCUCCAGACUACGCCGUGGUGGAAGUAGACGCUCUGUAUGAUGUGGUGGCUGACGCUCGUCAUCGCUGGAACACAAAUGACGUGGUGCUGCUGGGCGACUUUAACGCAGGCUGCAGCUUCGUGACAAGUUCUGAAUGGCAGCAGAUCCGCCUCUUCACUGACCAGAGUUUCCUCUGGCUGAUCCCAGAUCAGGCCGACACCACAGUUACCCACACCAACUGUCCCUACGACAGGAUCGUGGUCUCCUCUGACAUGAUGAAGGGAGUGGUGGAGGGCAGCGCAGGAGUCUACGACUACAUGCUGGAUCUGGACCUCAGCCUGAGCCUGGCGUUGGCGGUUAGCGACCAUUUCCCCGUGGAGGUCACGCUGGUUGGUUCGGACGGGGCCGACUGAAUCCAGAUCAAUCCGAGUGCGACUCUCGUCGAGGACAAG
This is a messenger RNA of Nothobranchius furzeri (turquoise killifish), 1023 nucleotides long. It is a transcript of the gene dnase1, whose product is annotated as deoxyribonuclease I. Gene Ontology annotation, cellular component: nucleus. The record is from RefSeq and is a predicted model, not a curated record. Gene Ontology annotation, biological process: DNA catabolic process. Gene Ontology annotation, molecular function: deoxyribonuclease I activity; DNA binding. Lineage: Eukaryota; Metazoa; Chordata; Actinopteri; Cyprinodontiformes; Nothobranchiidae.